GGGUCUCCUGUGAUGGGCUGACUGCAGGCUAGCCCACGUGACUCCGUGUUACACAGAUAGGUCCUUCGGUCCGCGUAAGCCGCGCCAAGUACCAGCAUCCAAUAAACACAGCAGCCAAAAGAAACAUGCAAACAAAAACCAAACGGCUGGAGGAAACCGGUUUUAUCUCCCUUGCAGCUGGGAAUUAGUAUCGAAAAUCCAGAUUUCUCCCUAACCGACUCCCCGCCACACAAUAUUGCCUCUUGCCUCCUGACAGCUCCCAGCCUGACAGCAUCCGCCCUUCAUUGGUAGCCAUGAUGGCUGCGCCGGGCCCCAGCCGCCGCCUCUUCCUCUACCCGGAACCCGUGCGCGCGCCCGAAGGUCCCCCUCGCCCGCCGAGAAGGCCGAAUCCGCGAAUCUAUGGAUGGCUGCUUCUGGCAGCAGCCUUUCUCAUGGAACGGUUUGGCUUUAUCCGCAAAAAGGCGUGGGAGAAUGCCGGAUUCGGGUGUUUGCGCCAAAUCUGGGACCACAUCGCCUUCACCGAACCCCGCUAUGAUCCUACCGUGUAUUCAUUUGAAGACGGCUCCGUCGCCUGGGAUAUCCAAGAGAAGGACCACGCGUCUCGGAAGCCCGAAGACGAUGAACCGUCUGCUUCCCAUGUGGCGCCGCCUGGGGGAGGACAAAACUCGGUCGCACUCUACCGGACACUGUAUCUCUCAGGCGAGCUCACACCACUCGAUGUAGCCCGAGCCAUCCUGCCUCUCAUCAGGCGCGACGCCUCGCCACCAGGCGAGCACUCCGUAGCAUGGCUUGAGGUCCACGCCGAGUCGGUGCUUGCGGCGGCGGCCGCAUCUACGCAGAGGUACAAGGAAAAGAAGUCGCUGGGCCCGCUCGACGGAGUCCCGACGGCGGUCAAGGACGAAUACGACAUGGCAGGGUACAAGACGACACUGGGCUCCCCAAACGACUAUACCGCCCUCCACGUGCCCCGGGAAGAGGGCGACGACGACGGCGAUAAGACGUCAUGGUGUGUGAGGCAGGUGAUGGGAGCGGGAGCAGUCGUUCUGGGCAAGCUCUCCUUGCACGAAUUCGGCAUGGACACGUCCGGCUACAACAUCACGUACGGAACGCCGAGGAACCCAUAUAACCCGUCGUACUACCCGGGCGGAAGCUCUUCCGGCUCCGCCUACGCCGUCGCCGCGGGGCUCCUGCCCAUCUCGCUGGGCAGCGACGGGGGUGGGAGCAUCCGGAUCCCCGCAUCCUUCAACUCCGUCUUUGGGCUCAAGCCAACCCACGGCAGGCUGGCCUUUCUCCCGGGCCAAAACCACAGCAACUCUGCCGCGGUCAACGGGCCCAUGGCCGCCGACAUGCGAUCCCUCAUCGCCCUAUACGACGCCAUGAGCAGGCCGCACCCCGCGUCGCCCUUCUCCUUUCCCGGACUCGCGACCGCGCCGCGCCGGAGCAGCCUCGAAACCGACGACGCGGCGCGCCCGAGGAUCAUCGGGGUCCCCGAGGCGUGGUUCGCGCGGGCCAGCCCCGUCGUCCAGCAGCUGUGCUCGAGCCUCGUCGACAGGCUGGUGGAGCGCAAGGGCUACCGCGUCGUGCCGGUCGAGAUCCCGUUCACGCAGGAGGGCCAGGCGGCGCACGCGCUCACGCUGCUGACGGACGCGGCGGCGCUGGUGCGGGACGGCGACACCAAGGGGCUGUCGCCGGCGAACCGGAUCCUGCUGGCGCUCGGGCGCACGACGCCGGCGUCGGACUACCAGCUCGCGCAGCGGCUGCGGCACGUGCUCAUGCGGCACCUCGCCUGGCUCUGGCGGCGGCACCCGGGCAUGGUCCUGGUGACGCCGGCGUCGGCGUGCGCGGGCUGGCCGAUCCGCGGCGGCGGGCGCGAGCUCGCGUACGGGGUCAGCGACGGCGACAGGACGAUGCGGUCGAUGGAGUACGUCUGGCUCGCGAACCUGUGCGGCGUCCCCAGCAUCAGCGUCCCGGCCGGCUUCGCGGCGCCCGGCGACGGGGAGGCCGAGGUCGCGGGCGAGGACACGCCCGGGAAGGUGCCCGUCGGGCUGAUGGGCACGGGGGAGUGGUGCUCCGAGGAGAGCCUGCUGCGGUUUGGGCUGGAUGCCGAGGAGGUCGGCGCGGACCUGCAGCGCCCGCCGCCCGGCUGGGUUGACGUCGUGGCGCUUGCCAAUGCGAAAAAGCAGGAUGAGUCUGCCGAAAAGUGAAUGAAUAUCUGAUGACAAUGCUUGGAGUGGGCGCGGAGCCAAGGUGUGACAAUAAUGGGUGUAUCGGUGCAGAAGUCUGGAAAUAGAAACCGCGAGGCUACGGUCUCAUCUCCUAGCUGUUGGUGUGGAUACGGUAGACGGUAUCAAGUACCUGGGCUGACCACCGAAUGCCUCUCAAGUGCCUUCGUAGCUACAUCUCAUAGGUCGGGCGCUCGCUAAGGUAGUCUCAGCUUGGCACCUUGCGGAGUACUGCGGCCGCGCCAAUAGGAACAUAUAUGUAUAGCUACCUACUAUCUAAGUAACCUACUCCGGUCAGCAUGGAGUGGGCCCAGAGCCCGGAUUCCGGACGCCUUGCUAUUGGCAGUAGACGCAAUCCUGUUGGCGGAACAAAGAGCAAUUUCCAGGCUCACGCACCCUCCAAGCUUACUGUCCUCUUCUGGCAAACUCCCAUGCCGGUAAUUUCGGGAGAAAAACCCUCUAGGUCGA
Gaeumannomyces tritici R3-111a-1 is the source of this 2690-nucleotide messenger RNA. RefSeq lists its product as hypothetical. The transcript is spliced from 4 exons. Bases 294 to 2204 code for a protein of 636 amino acids. Gene Ontology annotation, molecular function: catalytic activity. Lineage: Eukaryota; Fungi; Ascomycota; Sordariomycetes; Magnaporthales; Magnaporthaceae. The record is from RefSeq and is a predicted model, not a curated record.